AUGGGGUCGGAUUAUGUGCUCCUUCGUCGGCAAAAUAAGAUACGCCAGUGUUGUAUCUUCGUUACAAUAGUCGGAAUUGUCGCGUUAAUCUGUCUUUCUGUUGGAAUAGCCCUUAUAGUUCAAGAUAAAAAACGUGACGACUGCGAACCACGAAAAGCGGAAUCACAGGCUAAACCAGAUCAGUGUCAAUAUUCAGAAGAGGCCAAAAGAGUCAAACUUGAAGAUUUCUUGCAGAAAGCACAGGCGAAAUAUUAUGAGCUUAAUCCUCAUAAGAUCGCACUCAAGCCGGGGGUUAAACCGGAUGAGGUUCGUACCAAAUACCGCUCCUACGACCCAUCACCAGAAAACAUCAAACGGAUCACAGAUGAAGCCCUAACGAUCGCUAAAAAUCUUGAAAAUAUGAAAAUAGACAUGAACAAACUGACGCUGCGAGAAAAGCGAGCUGUGUCCCAGAUAUUGCACUGGACCAAACAUGGCUUCCCGUUCAUGGUACCUUACUUGUACAACUACUAUGUCGGUGAUUGGAUGAUGGGAGGAGAUAUAUUUUGCUGGAGUCCCAUAUGUUUGGUUCCUGAUGAAAUCAAAGCAUCCUUAGGGCAUUUCAAGAGCUCGACAGUCAGAGAAAUGGAGAUUCUUAAAGACAAACUCAAAGAAAUAAAACAUACUUUUGAUCGGUUUGUGGAGAACAUGAAGUUAGGUGUAUCCGCUGGCAUGGUUCGCACAAUAACAGAAUGCAACGCUGCAUUGGACGCUUUCAAAGAUAAAUUCAGGAAUGUCGCCAAUAACGGUCCAAAAGGUAAAGACUUUUUUAAUUAAAAGUUUAAAAAGUUCAUUUCUUUGAGUGUUAUCAAAAUUAAAUACUGUACUUGAAACCCUACGCUAAAACUAUGUUUUUCAUAGUUUCAGAGUAGUUUGACUAUCAAUUUUCUUUGUCUCUAAUACCCUAAUCACACAUAAAGUUAUCUUUGAAUGAUCAAAGAUAGAAGACCUACAGACUAGGAAAUUGAAGUUUUUAUGCUAGAGACGUUAAAGUCGUCUAGACGCAUUUAACGUCUGAGACGUUAACGUCCUUUGUUAAGUGCGUCGUUCAAACGCUAACAGAAGACGUUGAAGUCGUCAGACGUUAAAUGCGUUUGUCUUAUUUACCGUUUUUAUACUAGACGUUAAGGCCGUCUUCAGACGACUUUAACGUCUCUAGCAUAAAAACGGUUAUUACUCAUUCCCGUGUAAUUAAGAAUCAAACAGGUUGAAAGCAUUUUAACCCAAGUUUUUUAUUUUGAACUGCAACAUAACUCAGUUGCCAAAAUAAAAAGCUUUAUUACAGGAAUAACAAUUGUGUGGUCACGCACAUUGAUUUCCACACGCACACACACACAAAAACAAAACAUUGAAAAUUAAACAACUAUCAUUAUCAUAUCUAAGCCGCCGCUUUUUAAGUGUACAUAACGUAGUCAUCAUGCAGCCAAAAGCCGCCGUCUUUUUCCUAUUUGCACCGUUUUUGUCAUGAUUUAGAGCGAGUUUGUGAUUGUGUUGCUAUUUUGAAGUCAUGCCUGCGUGACCUGAGACUAGGACUUCAUUGUUGUGACUCGAGCUUUUGCAUUGAUACAUUUUUUAGCUCGUUAAUAUUAAUACGCAAGACAGCGGGAUCUUUUUGUCUUCCAAUGUCUGACGCACAACAGCAAAGAUCAUUGAGGAGAAAUAAUUAAGUUCAAUAGCUUUCAAUAGUGCAUUUAGGUCAGUUAGGUAGCUUAGUAGUAUUAAGAAGCUCAAAAGUAAAACAAAUGAUAACAAUUUCAAUAAACUCAGUUAAUAAAUCUAAAUUUUAGAAGUCAUACGCCUUCGUCUUUACAUUUAUAUAGGAAUCUAUAAAGCAAGCUUCUUAAAGCCGUUGCUCGAUGAAAGCUUUAUCUCAGACAUAAAGGAUAACAAGGACUGGCAAGCAAAGUAUCAAAAGUCUGUCAACGAGUCCCUUUAUGAAUUCAUUCUGGAUUAUGUUGGCAAACCAAUUGAUGAUAUGCUCAGGUAAGGUGUUUAUUAACUAGUAUCUUCAGGCCAGUUUGGUAAAGUCAUUUCCAAAGGUCCAUGGAGCCUGUAGUGCGGUGCAACUUUUCUUUGGGGUGCAGGGGCGGGUUGUUGUGGACGAUUCACAGGAAGGCAGAGAAGGGGAUGAAAGGGAGUGCUCGCACUUUGAAUGGCACAAAUUUAGUUUUCAAGUUUAUGAAAGACUUACAAUCGAUCUUUAAAAGACCGCUUAGCCUGAUGUGCCAACAGUGCUUCUCUAGAAUACUAGGUCAUUUGCACUAAGGCGUCAUGUGACAUCGUUUUUAUGCAAAUGAAUGUUAUAUGAUUUUGCUUUGUCUUCGAAAAACGAUUAGCGGGGCAUAUCCUAAACAACAUAAAAGUGAUUUGGUUUUUCAAACCCGCAACAUUUUCUUUAAAAAAGUAAGUUCGUAGCUGGUCACGUGACCAAAUGUGAUAAUUACCUCUUUCUGAACACAAAUUUUGCACUUAAACUUCAAGGAAAAAGUUGAAAAAAUGAUGUGGUAAUGUUUACAGCACAUCUGAACGUAACUAUCAAGAGUUCAACAAGGUUUAAGCAAAAAGUAGUUUUGGCCGCCAUGUUGGAGGGCAAGAGUAUGUCCACCAACAUGGCGGCCAAUACAAAACAAAUUACUUUGUUGAAAAAUCAAAGUGCCAUAAAAUAUCUACCUUAAAAGCUUUUCCUCUCAAAUUUCGGUUGUAAGAUAAUUUUUAUGUGCUUUGCUAAUUUUUGGCAACAGCAGCCUAAAUUCCAACCCAUUAUUUAAAGGAAGCAUUGGUCACGUGACCUCUUAGUGCAAGUGGCCUGUUCCCUUUAACUUUUACGUACUUACGGUGGCCAUGGCUUAGUAUACGAAACGCGCGCAUUCCUUGAUCCAUGAGCUAAUCCAUAACCAAAAUAAGGCUUGACGGUACCCGCAGCAGAUUUGAUAAAACGAGGAUAAUUCAGACGGUAAGCGGCCUCGUGUAUUUUUUGUAAAAAAAAAUUGUUAUCAGUAAUUUGACUUAUUUCCUUUUCGAGUACUUGAACACUGGACUACUGCCCUUUUCACUUUCCUCACCAGUCUUCCUCUGCUUUUAAGAUCAAAGAUAGAUGGCACCUAUACGAAAAAAAAUACUGAGUGUUCGUUGGAAGGAAAAGCCGCCAGCACUAGAUAUAGCAGCAGUUUCUGUGCAUAUAAGUUUUGUACUGUAAACAUGAUUCCUGCACCUUCUAUGAAGAAGCAACGGAAAACCUGGUUCACUUGUUUUGGAGCUUUUAGCCUUUUGGAAAGACUGCUAUCAAUGGAUAAUGCAAAACACCUCCAAAGUAGAAAAAUUCACCUCUCAGGAACUCUCUUACUUCGUUUAAUAGGCCAUUUGCACUAAGAGGUCAAGUGACAUGGUUUUCAUGAAAAUGAAAGUUAUAUGAUUUUGCCUUCGGAAAACGAUUAGAGGGUCAUACCUUAAACAAAAUAAUAGUGAUUUGGUUUUUCAAACCCACAGCAUUUUCUUAAAAUAAGUAAGUUCGUAUCUGGUCACGUGACCUAAAUGUGAUUUUUAAAAUAAUGAAUUGCCUCUUUCUGAACACAAAUUUUGCACUUAAACUUCAAGAAAAAUGUUGAAAACAUGAUGUGGUAACAUUUGCAGCACAUUUGAGGGUAACUAUCAAAUGUUUAACAAGAUAUAAGCAAAAAGUAGUUUUGGCCGCCAUGUUGGAGGGCAAGAGUAUGCCCUCCAACAUGGCGGCCAAUACAAAUCAUACUACUUUGUUGAAAAAUCAAAGUGCCAUAAAAUAUCUCCCUUAAAUGCGUUUCCUCUCAAAUUUCGGGUGUAAGAUAAUUUUUAUGUGCUCUGUCGAUUUUUGGCAUCAGUAAGAUUCCAACUCAUUGUUUAAAGGAAGCAUUGGUCACGUGACCUCUUAGUGCAAGUGGCCUAUUAACAAUGUAAACAUAAUUUUCUUACUGUUGAUUAAGAGUAGGUAGUUCAAAGAUUUAAGAGUAUUGUAACAGCCUCUCAUUUGAAACACUUCAUCAAUAGUAAUGAGGGGACUGAUUGGUUUAAAGGCCACUCCUAGUUCUUAUAGUUCUGUCAUUUCUAAUAUUACAAAUACGUAUUAAAGAGACCUAGAUCUUUAACAAGAUUACUUGCGCCAAGCUAAUGAAUCGUCUUUGUAGGUACAUAGAGGGAGAUCACCUACAGAACUGUGCACCGGACACCGUCUCCACAGGAUUUGGUAGCUUGCCGCUAAGUUACGUUUACGUUAAUGGAAGACAAACCGGUACAGUGACCACUGGAAAACUUCCCACGGGGGAGACACUGAACGGAAAGGACUCCUAUAUAAAAUUACUUCAGCAUUUUACCACCACUUCUGAAACGCCGGAUGAGAUUUACAAGCUUGGUGAGGAAAUGCUCAAUAAGCUGUAUUCCGAGGUACGUCUAGCACCGGCGUCAGGUUUUUUCCAAGGUUUAUUUAGUAUUUACCAAAAUAGUGAAUAGUAAUUUACGCGCGUUUUGAUUGACUCCCGUAACUCGGAAUACCCUUCGCGACAGUAGUGAGCUUACAAAACAGGACGGCAGACUACAGCAAAAUGUUUGUGUGUGACAAGCUUUAUCUUCACUUAACAAUACUACGCUCCGGUUCAUUGAAAAAUGAUCGCUUAAGAUGAAAGUAAAUUUUGGCGGGAAUUUUUUUCAAACAUAAUUAUUGUCAUGCUUGUCACACAAGCUUUGUUAUCUUCUUUCCUCCACCUUUCUUUUGACCCCGGCGCACACAAAUGUUUACCAGUCAGGCUAGUGGCUAGGUCAGUGUAAAAUUGUGUAAUUUAUAGCCUUUUUUCUUUUAAUUAUCUAUUCGGGCGGACCCUUACAUGGGUCCUUGAGGUCUCGUUCCUGCUUACCACUUUGGGUCUAAAUUUGUUUUUUCUUUUAUUCUCAUUGUUUCUUUCUUCCUUUUUUUUUAAAAACGUUUUUAGUAAUUAUGUAUAAGGUAAUGAAACCAAUACAGCAUAAAAACAGUUCUCGAACCAUAAGGUUUCCAAUCCUUGUGCGGUGGCUAAUCUACCUUAUCAACUCACAGUUGACAAAACCAAACCCCUUAUGAAUUAUGAAAGCGCUUGCUGACAUCUCUAAUUCUUUAAACAGGUCGUAGACUUAGCCAAGAAUAUCACCAAGGAAAGUGAUGAGAACACAGCAAAACAGAAGUUUAAGACACUGAUCAACAGUGCCAACCAGUUCUACAACGAUGGAAUCAUACCGGCAAAUGAAUCUGACGCUAACGCACACAAAAUGUGCGGUGACUUAAAGGGCUCACAAAUGUAUUGUCCUAAAAGGACCGCGGCGAUGAAAAAAUGGCAAUCCCACGCUAAAGAUGUAAGCAAGUAGAAAUCAAUUUGUAUGCUACAUAAUUAUGUGUUUUCACUCUGUUCUAUUAAAAAAAGAAUUUAUAUCAGUGCCACUGUAUUUAGAAUUAAAUUACUCCUUAAUCACUACUUGAGGGCACUAUUUUUACUUCUCCUACUGAGGAUGGGACCACCGUGAUCCCCUAUUUUGCGACCCAGCCUCAGGAAUCGAACCAGCGACCUCCCACUCUGUAGUCAUGUCUUGACUGCAGGGCUCGGAGAUCUCUGCUGACUCUGGAAAUGUGGAGGCAUAAAAAGAGUAGUAUACAAAACAUUUAAAGAGAUAUGUAAAAUUAACCUAUUUUAUUGGCUUUUUUAUAAAAUUUUUUCAGAUUCUAGCCACUCUACAUUACGAAAUAGCAGGCCUGUUUUAUUAUACCGGACCUUACAAGUCCACUCCAAGCUGUCCAGUUAAAAUUGCUAUCGACUUCAAUCCAGCCAGUGCAGUGCCCUUGUACCGUUCCUCGGAUGCCAAAUGCUCCAAAGUAGCUGCCUAUUAUAUGCCAUUCUUUUUAGAUAAGCCUGGACCUAAGUAUGAAACGGUCUCACUGGCGGCGCACGAAGCAAGGCCUGGGCACCAUACUCAGGUCAGUGCUGAGACUCUCCUAUCACCAAUUUAUAAGUAGGACGUCAACCUCGAUCUAAGGGCUUUCCCUUUAAAGCCCUGGGAACGAAAUAACGCAGAUGUGUUUGCAGUUUCAAAUUAACUGUUUUAUCAGAUUUUUCAUUUUUGACAUAUUUUUCCCAAAGACACGAUCAGCGGACUCGGAGUACAUACUUUUCUAUGACAUACAGUGAGCAAUUUGUUUUCUGAAAUAUCUCUAUGCUUGCUUUCUUAACUCAGCAGCCCAUAACCCGGAGCGAGCAACUCCCAUACUAGGCCUAUGUCACGGCGCUUUUACGGACCAGUUUAUUUUUAGGCACAUUCUAGGGCACUUUUUCCCCCGAAAAUAGAAUUUCCAUCAUGACUGUGAGCGCAUGCGAAGUAUAUCAUAUCAAAAAGGAAAACUAAACGUUAUUAAAAGGCAAAAAAUAUCAUUUUUAGGUCUGUACGUUCUGCUGACUGGUUCGUGGAAUUUAAAAGAUAUUCAAAAUUCGCGCUAAAACCGUUCUAAAAAUAAUGUGGUCCGUGAAAACGUCGUGACAAAAGCGCAUAGAACUUACUUGUUAUGGGCUCCUGCUUAACUAUUAUAAAAUGACGAUACCAAGACCAAGACAAGAAAAAGUUUGCCUUCAAGUCGUGUUUUUACAAUAAGAAACAAUAACUGUUGUUGCUGUUGUUGUGUUUUUAAUCACAGGUGCAGGGCUACAUCGAAAACUUUAUAGAGCCAUGUGAAGGACCCAUAAGCUGGAUCGCUUCCAGCACAAUUUACCUGUCAUUUUCAGAGGGCUGGGCACUUUACUCAGAAAAUCCAAUUGUCCCUGAUUAUACCAAAUUGUACGAAGCUGAUCCAAUAAGCAAAUAUGGGAUGUUAAAAUGGCAGGUAUAAAUAGUCAGUACUCAUAUUCAUGCGAAAUGACUGUUUGUUUGCUUUACGUUUUACCCCAUUUUAGGGUCGACAUGACUUUUUUUCUAGUUUGUUACAUAUUGUCGUCCAUAUCACCUCAGAAAUGAGCUAUACUAUCCAUGAAUUUUGUUAAAAAUUAAUCUGUCUCCUUUAAUAGUACGGUAGUACAUUUUCACUAACACCGGAUAAUAUCUUGUAUUUUUUUCCAAAAUUAGAAAGCGAGGAAGUACCAGUUUCUGCAUAUUUGGAUCAAAUUCCAGUGGAACCAGGGAUUUAAAUAUUUUAUACUACUACAUGAGAAAUUUCUGCAAUUUGAUCGACUUAGAGCAGUGGUAUUUCAGCUUAAUUUGAAUACCUACAUGUGAAAAUUACAAACCUCUCGUAGGUAAUAGUAUAAACAAAUAAUGACAUGCGUGAUAUUUGGCAUAAAUACUACCCGUGAUAUUUCAAAAUUGUCUCAAGUUUCACUCGCCUAACGGCUUGUGAAAUUACGUAUAACAAUUUCGAAAUAUCCCUCCUGGUAUUUAUGCCAAAUAUCACUACAAAUCAUGCUAUUACCUAUACUAACUGAAAAAAGCACCUGACAAGCUUAAAAUAUGUAUUACGAUUUAUUCCUGGUUGAUUUUGAAAUCAACUCGACUGCUGAGCAUAAAAGAUUAAAAAAAACAGUUAAGGUUACUCAAAGAGAAAGAGGUAGGCGGGAAAGGAAUCCAGAACUUUCGAAAUAUAUGAUCUAAAGUUACAGAGAUAAAUAUUUUUACAGGUUUGGAGAGCGUUACGCCUGAUGAUGGACACAGGCCUUCAUUACAAGGGCAAGUCACGUGCCUGGGCAUUGCAGAUGUUUGAAGAGUACGCAUGGGAUACAAGUGACGUGGCUUCAAAGGAGGUGACUCGUUACCAGAGCCUUCCUGGACAAGCUGUCACUUAUAUGCUUGGACAGUUGUUUAUUAUUCGACUAAAAAAGAGAGCACAGGAGGCUCUUAAGGAAAAAUUUAACAUCAAAGAUUUUCAUUAUCAGGUAAUUUAUGGUCGAGCAAGUUAGGUCAGAUUGUAAAUGAUACUCUAAGCUUGCUUCUCAUAAUAAUAAGGCUGUAGUAGUAUUGUAGUACCCGAAUUAUUCUCUUUUCUUGGCGAGGGGACCAGUCAGCGCCGGGGAAAGCAUGGGAAAACACUUAAACGUCGUUGAGGCUAUAGUCUACUAUGUCGCUAAUUAACGUUUGGAAAAAAAAAACAUUUAAACGAUUUUAUUGGUUUGUCAAUGGUUUCAUCUAUUGCAAGAACUCAAUAAAACUUGCUUAUUCACGUAAAAGUUGAAGUUAUUUUCACUAAAGUACGACCAAAUGAUUAGUAAAGAGGCUACAGAAAAUUAGACCAUGACAAUAUCAUUUUCCAGCAUUAAGGAAGUUUUCUCAAAACUUAUAUGGUAAGAUCCCUAGAUGUUUCGUAUAAGGAUUCAUUCCGCAGUUUAUUUCCAUUGAAUCAACUAAAAUGCCUUUGUUCUUUGUUGCUUAGAUCCUACGCCAAGGUCCGUCACCUCUUAGUUACCUAGAGGAGAGUAUCAACAAGUACAUUGCCUGUGUGAAGAACAAGAACGAGAAAGAUUGCGAUGAGGUUAUGAAUCCUCCAUUCCGGGAUCAGUCUGGCGGAUCACGAAAUAAUCAUGUAGAUAUGUUAAGUCAAGUGAGUGUUUCUCCUUGGGUUAUGUGACCGAUCUUCAUGCAAACCGAUGGAGUGAGAUACUUGAACAUACUACUCAGUGGCGGAUCCGGGGGAGGGGCUCGGGGGGCCCGCACCCCUCCCCUUAUAUUUAGACCAAACUGAGGCCCUAAGGGCUGAAAAAAAAUUUUCUCGAUAAUUUUUUCUCGAUCUCGCUCUACCUAGAUACUUCAACAUUUCUAAAACGUUUUAAACACUUUAUGAAUACAAUAAUCAAGUAGGAAGGCAAAGAAAGCCACAAAGUGGCCCAAAUGUAUUGCACCUCACUCACUAUGCACAAGUAUAAAAGGCACUGAAUAACUUGUCCAAAUCAAUUUGUAUUAAAAUACAACAGAAGGCAGACAAGUUGGGUUAUUAGCAAGGGCACCCAAUGGAUCUAUUCCUCAAAUGAUCUGUUCUUCACGCAAAUUUGUGCUGGCUCGGAGAUUUGGGAAAAAUAAUCACCCCUGACUCGUCCCCAGUCGUCUCUCAUUAUUAGUAUUUGGCGUGGAAGACUAGAGCGGGUUCUUUAACGAAGGGGGUGACGGAAAGAAAGAAGAGAGAAGGGAGAGACGACGUCUUCCCUCCUCUCGUCUUCCCAUCUUCUCCACGUGCAUACCCUAAGCGUUUCCUUAGUAAAUAGAAAAUGAGUAGAGACAACUUAGAGACGACUGGGGACGAGUCGGGAACCACCCACCACUGAAGGGCUGAAUUGGGCCGUACGACCACACCCAAACUUCCCAGUGAGUCAGGCUGCAGGUUGUGGGGGCACCUUGCUGGCAGCUUUAUUCACGCUUUGUUUUUUUAUUUUAGGUCUUUUUCUCAAAAUUUCCCGUUGGGUGCCCCUGUAUUAGAGGAUCCCAAAACAAGACAUUUAAUAAAAUCACUUUU
Molecule: messenger RNA, 9514 nt
Organism: Porites evermanni
Lineage: Eukaryota; Metazoa; Cnidaria; Anthozoa; Scleractinia; Poritidae
Source: the annotation of a GenBank genome assembly